This is a messenger RNA of Blepharisma stoltei, 2676 nucleotides long. The record is from the annotation of a GenBank genome assembly. NCBI's taxonomy places the organism in Eukaryota, Ciliophora, Heterotrichea, Heterotrichida, Blepharismidae.
AUGGAAGAAAGAAAUAAGCGACCUCUACGAUUACUAAUAUUUUAUAGCUAUACACUCUUGUCAAUUGGCCUAUUAUCUCGAAUCUUGCAUUUGAUGUUUAAUUGGUAUUUUGACAUCGAGCUUCUUCAAGUAGAAGUCGUAGGACUGCACUUCAUAAACAUUUUUCUUAUCAAAAUCUUCAAGAAUUCCUCAUUGAAUGCAAAAAUUCUUGUGAUUUUAUUCUUUACUGAGUCUUAUAAUUGCUUUUGCUUUUAUGCAUCCAUAGUAAAGAGUGAAGACUCCAAUAUAUUGGCAGUUUUCGCUAUAAUGCUGAUAACAAGAUUUCAGCUGCCGAUUAUUAAAAACAAGCUUUAUUUUAAUCUGAUUCUUACCAAAAAUUUAUUGGUAUGGUGCUUUAUCCGAAUAAAUAUCUUCCAAGAUGCACAAUUUAAAAUAAUGGAGAUUAAUUUUACAUUAGGCACAAUAAUUACAUGCAAUAUAUGGCAUUAUUAUAGGACGAAUAUAUCCAUUGAGAGGUUUAACCUGAGCAAGGAACUGGAAAAAAACCAUGAAAUACUGACAUUUAUAACAGAAGCUUUUCGGGAUGGAAUUAUAGUACUUUCUGACGACCUGACAAUUGAAUUUAAUAAUAAAAAUUCUCUUAUUUCUUUUCGAGCAAUAUAUAUGAAAGAUCCUGAAAAUUGGAAGAUUAAACGCCCUAGAUAUUGUUUUAUAAAAAAUAUAUAUUAUAGGCAUUUUUAAUAUAUUGUAUAAUAAUGGCUAAUUAAAUGAUCUAUUUCUAUUGAAAAUAGCAUUCUAAAAAUAAUUUUAGCCUAUUAAAAGUGAUUUAUUUUCCAAUAUAAAACUAUUUAUAUAUUUGUAAAUAUAAAUAAUUAGCCAUUUGUUAAAAAAUUCAAACUACUUCUAAAGGAGUUAGGCUCCUGAACUGUGAAAAGACAAAUCUAUUGUCUUCUAUAUCGCAAAUUGAAUAUUUUCAAGAAAAGAAAUUGUCAGGGUAUCCUACAUCGAACUUGGUGAUAGAUGACAUUAUGUAUUGCUUUAAUGCUGCAGAUUUCUUAGAAAAGACUUUAGGCGUAAGUGUUGUAAAUAGCCGUAAUUUAGAGUGGAAAAUUCAAAAAAUUUCUUGAUAUGAUAAAAACAGCUUGCUUAUUACUAUCAGAGAUGCAACUCAGAUCAUAAGACUUGAAAAUUCAAUAGCAAGCGAUAAUAUGAAAACUGUCUUAUUGAGAUCAGUUUCCCAUGAACUUCGAACCCCACUUAACGCCAUAAUAUAUUUUACUAAUGAUAUUUUGGAGAAGAAAAAUUUAAAUAUCUCACUCUUCUCCCUUUAAAAGCGAGCAAAAAGGUUUUUAAUAUAAAAAUCAUUAAAUUGAAGUCUAUCGCUAGUUCUCUUAAAUUUCAGACAGUUGCAUCCUUAAAGUUAAUUUUCAUAAAUUAAAAUAGGCUUUUCUUUUAAAAUAUUUUAAUUAAUUUUUAAAAAAUUAGCCUAUAAAAGUGAGCAAAAAUUUGUGUUCACUUUUAAAGAGGCAGAAAGUCAGGAGAAAUCGAAAAAUUUAAAGCAAUAUCAGUUUCUUCACAACUUAUGCUAUCAAUUAUUAAUGAUUUGCUUGAUUAUUCGAAAAUGCUUGCAGGAGUAUUCAGCAUCCAUAUAGCAACAUAUAUUGAAUGUUAAAUAUAAUAUAAUUAAAAUUUCUCAAUAAUAAAUUCAUUUUAAAGUCCUAUAAAACUGAAUGUCGAGUAAAAGAGAUAAUAAAAAAUGCUUGCGAGCUAAUUCAGAUGCAAUGUAAAAAGAAAAAGCUAAAGCUCAUUAUAAGACUUGAUGAAAAGAUCCCGGAUAGAGUUUACACCGAUCCUUUAAGGCUUAGUCAGAUCUUGCUUAAUUUACUUACAAAUGCUUUGAAGUUCACUAUGAAAGGCUGAAUCGAAGUGAUAUGUCUGCUUGAUAAAAAAAAUCGCUUAAAACUUACAAUAGAGGACACUGGAAUCGGGAUGUCAGAAGAUUAUCAGAAAAAACUUUCCUCUGAGUUUUCUUCAUCAGUUUCUCCAUCAAUAAGUCCUCAAGGAUGUGGCCUUGGGCUUUAUGUUUCAAAUUCAUUGGUAAAAAAACUAGGGAAUAAGCCUAUUGAAAUCCGUUCUGAGCCUGGAAAAGGUUCAGCUUUUAUAUUCAAAAUCAACAUUUUCUCUGAAAACCCAUCAAGUGACGAAUACGAUGUUUUCACAGAAAGUCUGGUUGAAGAAAAUUUAAUUCGAUAUGAUAUGAAUCAAUAUUCUAUGAGGAGAAAAAACUUUGCUCCUUCAGUUCUAAUUGUUGACGAUAAUGAAUUAAAUCGGCUUGUCCUGGGAUCAAUUUUAUUACAAUAUCAUAUAGCAUUCGAUGAAGUUGGGGGUGGAAAAGAUGCAAUUAAAAAGGCUGUUGAGAGAGAUAAGCUUGGAUGUGGAUACCGAGCAAUUAUUAUGGAUUGCGAUAUGCCAGAAAUCGAUGGCUUUGAAGCGACAAGAAAAAUCAAUUUAUUAUUUAGCAAUCGAGAAAUUAAUGAAAUGCCAAAUAUUAUAGCUUAUACAGCUUUUACAUUAGAUGAAGAUCGAGCUGCGUGCUUUGAGUGUGGGAUGGUGGAUUAUUUAAUAAAGCCUUCUACCCCUGAGAAAAUAAUUAGCACGGUUAAAAAAUAUUUAUAA